This is a messenger RNA of Heterocephalus glaber (naked mole-rat), 1741 nucleotides long. The record is from RefSeq and is a predicted model, not a curated record. NCBI's taxonomy places the organism in Eukaryota, Metazoa, Chordata, Mammalia, Rodentia, Bathyergidae.
GCGGCGGCGGCGGCGGGAGGCAGGAUGAGCGCACGCGGUGAAGGAGCCGGGCAGCCGUCCACUUCAGCCCAGGGACAACCUGCCGCCCCGGCGCCUCAGAAGCGAGGACGCGGCCGGCCCAGGAAGCAGCAGCAAGAGCCAACCAGUGAGCCCUCUCCUAAGAGACCCAGGGGAAGACCCAAGGGCAGCAAAAACAAGAGUCCCUCUAAAGCCGCUCAAAAGAAAGCAGAAGCCACUGGAGAAAAACGACCAAGAGGCAGACCUAGGAAAUGGUCAUCAUUCGCUACAUACUGACAGCAGAGAUGAUUCAAACGCACUUGACCCCACAUGUGUACAGAUGUUCAGAAAUUCAGUGGUUGCUGAAGAACUUUUCUUAUUUUACCACUUGAAUGUUGUCCCCUUUGUCACCACAUUACCCAUGUUCGUCUGGUGUGUCUUUCCCCUGAAAGAGAAGAAAAGUCUUAAAAUUAAGUACAUCCGCAUCUCAGAAAGGGCAAGGGCAUCCGCUGUACCUGGUAUAGUAUAUGAUGAAUUCUUACGUUUCCUUUUCCUUCCUCCCUGGUUUGUUCUUCAUGCUCCACUUCUUUUUUUAAGUUUCUUUCCUGGUAUCCUGGAUUAUAUUUUCCUGUUAGUUUGCUAUUCCUUUCUUCUUGAGUCCUGCAUCACAUUCUAUUUAUACUUUGGUAUUGACUUUCACUUAAUUUAUUCAUCUUGUAUUCUUUUCUCUGCUUCGCAUGUGUUGGGAUUAAAUUUCUUAGCAAAGGGAAAUGGAGAUGAUUUUAAGAUUAAAAACAUCUCAGUGUUACAGUGCAAUCUUAAAAUAAAGGCAUUUCAUUUAGCUUGCAUUCAAUAAAUGAAUUCUCUCCAAACCUAAACAGUGCAUGGUGGCCAUGGAGCUUACCCGAUUACCUUCAGUGUUACAGAACUCACUAUUCCUUAAACUUGCCUCCUCCUUCCUGGAAAGCUCAGAACAUUAAAAAAUCUUCCAUCUGACUCCCUGUAACUUCUUCCCAUUGUCUCUAGCCUCCCUGCUAGGAAUAGACAGAGUAAAUGUUUUCACUUUCAUGGUAGCUUUUCAAAUUCUUACGGACAAUUAAUACAAACUCUUCGUUCAUUUUUGUUUGAUUAUCUCCAAUCCUUUCUUUUUUUCCCCUCAUAAAGAAAUAUUCUUGUUAUUCUUUUGUAAACAUGUUUGUUUUUUAAUGUUCUAAAAUAUGUCACCCAGAACUACGUAUCAUAUUCCAGGUGUGGGUUCUAUAACCAGUUAGUUUAUCAUGUCUUUUGCCGUACGUAUGGUUCCAGUCAGUUAUUGCUGUUUAAUCAACUACCCAAAAACUCAAUAGUGUAAAAAAACCCAACUAUUUUAUUAUGCUCCUGUAGUCUUUGGGUCAAGAAUAUGGACAAGGCACAUCAGAAAGGCAUUAUCUGCUCUAAGAUCCUUGGCGCCUCAGCCAGUAGGACUCAAACAUCUUGGGUUGACUCUCAUACUUGGGGUUUAGAAUUAGGAGGCUUCUUCACUUGUAAGUCUGGUCCUUUGAUUGGCUGGAAGUCUGAGCAUGUCGGGGAGUGUCCCCUGGUUGUGGACACAUGGCAUCUCCAGCUUGCUCGCCUCAGGGUAGUCAGCCAUCUUAUCUGCACUCAGAGCUCCCACAGAGUGUUCUGGUAACCUUGGAGAAACCGCAAGGCCUUUGUCUUAGUUACUUUUCUCUUGUUGCUGAGACAGAGUACCUGACAACCAAAA